UCUCAGGUGGAUCCGAUUCAGCAAAACUCUUACCAAAAACGAGAUGCUACGCUGUUUCUGCUCUGUUUUCUUGCCAGAAAAAGAAGACCAGUUCUAUUUUCUACAUAAUUAUAAAGCAAAGAGAUUACAAAGACAAUAACAAGAGGAAAAAGAAGAUCUCUGUUUACAUUAGCAAACAUCACAAACCGCUCCGUUUUUAACGACCAAAUCCAUUCCAAAGAGAGAAACAUUGAAUUUGAAUAGAUCCCAUUAAGAUUCUUUUUGAUUCAUCCUCAUCUUCAUUUUCAAUUUUUCUUAUCCACAAAAGGGUCAAGAGUUUUUUGGAGGAGAUUAUUGCAGAUAUAUAUUUAUAUAUAUAUACAUACAUAUAUAUAUAACGGGUUUUAGUAGUUCAUUUGGAUAUAGAAUUGGCCAUUGGCAUUGGGUAAUAAGGAUUUUGAGUUCUGACCUCAAAAUCUCUCCUCUUCUCGUCUGCAGGCCUGCACUUGAUAAACACAACAAAGGAUCGCGGCACAGAAAAAGUGAUGAAGAUGGAAAGUGUUUUUUGGGGAUCUGAUGACCUUGUUACCGAGAAAAUUCCUCUCCCUCCACCACCGCCGUCUGGAGCAUCAACCGGUUAUUGUAAGAGGUCAGUGACGAACAGAUCAUCAUACUGCGUCCCUACCGCGAUGAAAGAUUCGUGGGAUCGCCUCUUUGAUGAAGGUUACAGAGCGGAUGUAUUCAUCCAAACAGAGAAUGGUGGCAUCAUUUAUGCGCAUUCUAGCAUUCUUGGCAUGGCUUCUCCUGUGAUGAGAGACAUGUUAAAGCAAUCAAGAAAGAGAGGUCAUCAACAAUCAAUCUCGAUAUUAGGAGUUCCAUAUGAUGCGGUUCAAGUUUUCGUUCGAUUCUUAUACUCUUCCUGUUUUGAAAAGGAAGAUAUGGAGGAAUUUGCCUUGCACUUGCUGGUACUUUCGCAUGUCUACGUAGUUCCGCACUUGAAGCAAGAAUGUGAGCGGCGGCUAGAGGACGGUUUGCUCACCACAGAGAAUGUAGUUGAUAUAUUUCAACUUGCAUUGCUGUGUGAUGCGGCUAGGCUUAGUGUACUUUGUCAACGUAUAAUCGUUAACAAUUAUAAAUCUAUUUCAGCUACCGAAGGAUGGACAGUGAUGAAGGAGAGCCAUCCGGUGCUAGAAAGUCAACUCAGAAGAUUUGUGACCGAUGCAAACAGUAGGCAAAAGGAAAGGAUCAAAAAGAGAAAUGAGAGGAUGAUCUAUUUGCAACUAUGUGAGGCAAUGGAGGCUCUUGUUCACAUAUGCAGAGAUGGUUGUAGGACAAUUGGUCCUAAUGAUAAGGACUUAAAACCAAACCAGGAUCCUUGCAUAUUUGCAGCCUGCAAGGGACUCGAGUCGCUUGUUCGACAUCUCGCGGGCUGUAAAUCGAGAGUCCCUGGUGGCUGCAUUCAUUGCAAGAGAAUGUGGCAACUUUUGGAGUUACACUCUCGCCUAUGUGCAGAUUCUAAUGCUUGUGGAGUUCCUUUGUGUAGGAAUUUUAAGCAGAGAAGUAGGAAGCAGUGUAAGAAAGAGGAGACCAAGUGGACAAUAUUAGUGAAGAAUAUUUUGAGAGCAAAUGCCAUCUCAGGAAGGCCAUUCUUUUCUUGGGCAAUUGACUAUUUCUUCAUGACAGAUUGAUCUAGCUAGUUAUGUUAGUUAUAUUGUGUUAAAAGCCUCGAUAAUGACAAUUCUUUUGUAGUGCAGUCAAUCGCUAUGUACAAUAAAUAUGAAGCAAAUUAGAAUCGCAUUUUUUUUCCAUGCGUAUCUUGUGCUAUUAAAGAUUUUGUCCAAUUCUAAACCAUUGAUAUUUUUGACCAA
This is a messenger RNA of Morus notabilis, 1847 nucleotides long. RefSeq names its product BTB/POZ and TAZ domain-containing protein 4. NCBI's taxonomy places the organism in Eukaryota, Viridiplantae, Streptophyta, Magnoliopsida, Rosales, Moraceae. The coding region runs from base 525 to 1667 and encodes 380 amino acids. The record is from RefSeq and is a predicted model, not a curated record. Gene Ontology annotation, molecular function: protein binding. The transcript is spliced from 6 exons.